Molecule: messenger RNA, 1280 nt
Organism: Merops nubicus (carmine bee-eater)
Lineage: Eukaryota; Metazoa; Chordata; Aves; Coraciiformes; Meropidae
Gene: CPN1
Product: carboxypeptidase N, polypeptide 1
Exons: 8
Biological process (GO): proteolysis
Molecular function (GO): metallocarboxypeptidase activity; zinc ion binding
Source: RefSeq, a predicted model, not a curated record
UGGAACCAGAGUUCAAGUAUGUUGGGAACAUGCAUGGGAACGAGGUGCUGGGCCGUGAGCUGCUGCUGCAGCUCUCUGAGUUCCUGUGCGAGGAGUACCGCCGGGGCAACGAGCGGAUCACCCGCCUCAUCCACGACACACGCAUCCACAUCAUGCCCUCCAUGAACCCCGAUGGGUACGAAGUGGCUGCCAAGCAGGGCCCAGACAGCAACGGGUACUUGACGGGGAGGAACAACGCCAAUGGAGUGGACUUGAACCGCAACUUCCCUGACCUCAACACAUUCAUGUACUACAGUGGGGAAAUCAGUGGGCCAAAUCACCACAUCCCACUGCCUGACAACUGGAAAAGCCAGGUGGAACCGGAGACAUUGGCUGUGAUCCAGUGGAUCAGCAGCUACAACUUUGUGCUCUCGGCCAAUCUGCACGGUGGAGCGGUGGUGGCAAAUUACCCCUAUGACAAGUCUCAGGACCAGCGGUUCCGGAGCCACCGGCGCACAGUCAACACACCUACCCCUGAUGACAAGUUGUUUCAGAAGCUGGCCAAGACCUACUCGUAUGCCCACAGCUGGAUGCACCGUGGCUGGAACUGUGGGGACUACUUUGCUGAUGGCAUCACAAAUGGGGCAUCCUGGUACUCACUCAGCAAAGGCAUGCAGGACUUCAAUUACCUCUACACCAACUGCUUUGAAAUCACCUUGGAGCUGAGUUGCAAUAAGUUCCCCCCUGAGGAGGACCUGGAGCGGCAAUGGAUGGCCAACCGAGAGGCCCUUGUUGCUUUCAUUGAAGAGGUUCAUCAGGGCAUCAAAGGGAUGGUGUCAGACAAGAACAACAACGGUAUUGCAGGAGCAGUGAUUUCUGUCCAGGGAAUCAGCCAUGACAUCACCUCUGGUGAUACAGGGGACUAUUUCCGGCUGCUGCUGCCUGGCACUUACACUGUCACAGCCUCUGCAGAGGGGUACCAGCCCCAGACGGUGACAACGACAGUGGGCCCAGCUGCACCUUCAUUGGUGCAUUUCCAGCUCAAACAAGAUGUGGUGAGGAAGCCCACAGAGCGUAAAUCCUCAGGCUCACGAACGAACAGCAAAGCCCUUCAGAAGAAGGUAGUGCCAAGAGCCACCCACCGGGGGACCCAAAGAUGAGGACAGCUCUCUUGGCUGUGAGCUGGGGGAAGCCAUUUACACAGGGCCUGGCUGAUGACUUCAGCCAGUGAACUUUCCAACCGUCCACCAUGAAACUAGCCCAAAUUAUUAGGUUAUUAAACGAGGAAGUAUUUAAUCCCC